AUGACCAAAUGGCCAAGUGACGAACAAGGGCAACGAGGGCCUCAGAAGAUGGUACCGACGAGGGUGGGAUUGACGCGGUCCCGUGCGCUUGGGGCUCGCGGCGUCCGCAGACUUUGGGACCGGGCUACCGGAUUUUGCAGCCGGCGGAUGGGCGUUGGUGAUGUCGCCGAGGGCUUGGGUCAGGCAACGCAGGCGGCGAUGGCCUCUGCAUCUAGGGCCGGUGGCUGCCGCUUGUUAGACGCGAUCCUUGCAGCGGGCGUGCCGAGUGACGGCGACAAACAUCGGCGACAUACUGUAAACAUCAUCUACAAGUGCUGCACACUGACGGCGGCAAUGUGCGCAGGGAGCUCCAAGGCCGGUCGUUGUAUUAGAGCCCGGAGCGUGGGUUGUGCCAAGUCCACGACAGGGCUUUGUCAUAAUGCGACGCAACCACUCUGCGGCUGCAUUGCUGCGACGCAUGCAUGUUUCUUGCGUGCAGCUCUAGCUUGCGCCGUACCUGCAGCCGCUGUCCUUGUGAUCACAUUCAUGCAUACAUACGCAUACGGUACGGCGCACACCCAGAUAGAGUACAUAUGUUGGUGGGGGAUGGCUGAAAAGAAAUUGAACCGCAAUCUCAGAGCAUCGCAGUUGGGGGCGGAAUAUCUGCCUGUUGCAUCUAUCAAAGAUAUUGUUGGCUCCCCUGGGCCCGACCGCCUGGUGCGCGGUGAAGCGUUGCAUGCAUGA
Messenger RNA from Trichoderma asperellum CBS 433.97, 723 nucleotides. NCBI's taxonomy places the organism in Eukaryota, Fungi, Ascomycota, Sordariomycetes, Hypocreales, Hypocreaceae. The record is from RefSeq and is a predicted model, not a curated record.